CUCGACAUGCAAUUUAGAGGUUAGUAUUAUUGAGUCGGAUGACGAAUACGAGGUGGACGAUGGACAACACACAGCUUUGUCUACUAGUACCGAUGUACUUGAAAGUAUGUUCAUUAAAUAUCUAGCACUAUUUAGAAAAAAAAUGGAUAAACUGAAGCUCAAUGUCACUGGGUUGCGUAAUGACUUAAACAAAUUUACGGAACAAAAUAAUAAAACAGCCCAGCAGCAGAAGCUAAUGGGUAAUAGGAUUGACAAAAUUGAAAAGCAACUACAGUCAAUUAGUAAUCUCAAUGGGGAUCCCAACUUUAUAAUUUCUGAACUGAACGAGCGUAUGAAACGUGAGUCUGAGGUCGUUAUUUAUAAUGUACCGGAAUCUAAAAAACCGGCAGGAUUAGAUCGGCGUAACGACAACAUCGAGCAGGUUGCAGCGUUAAUUACAGAAGAUCUGUCAAACAAGAUUCCAGACAUCAAAGUCCGUCGUCUCGGCAAGCCAGUGCAGGGCAAGACUCGUCCAGUAUUACUAUACACACCAUCCCCAGCAACAGCUAGGGAAGUCAUUAAGAUUAAUCCAGCUGGUGACACGGGCAUUAAAUUCAAGCCGAGCUUAACACACGCACAGCAGCAGCAUCUGAAUAUGCUCAGAACAGAGCUCAAUGAGCUAAUCAAAGGUGGUGAUAACAAAAGGACAAUCAAAUAUAUCAACGGAGUGCCUAAAAUAGUUGAUAAACCGGCAUUUCAAACGCCGAGAGAAAAAAAUAAAGAAAUCUUGCUUCAAUGGAGAUAUAAUUUGCGCUAGUGAAACCUGGUUACAUCCUUCGAUAUCGGAUGGUAAAAUAAUUGACAAUAAUUUUAAGUUAUUUAGGAAAGAUAGAGACAGCAACACAAGUGAUCAUAAACGUGGAGGUGGUGUCCUAAUAGCGAUAAAGAGUGAUAUAUCGGCCGAACAGUUAGAAACAGAAGACAAUAAUAUAGAACACAUAUUCAUUAAAGUUAAAUGUACGGAAGGCGACUUAGUAAUAGGUUGUGUUUAUCUACCUCCGCUAUCACCAUUGGACAUUUACAUUAAUCAUACCAAUACUGUUCAAUAUCUAAAAAACAAAUACCGUGACUGCAAGCUGCUAAUCUUAGGAGACUACAAUCUACCUAGUAGCUACCCACAAGAUCAAUGUGUAAAUUUACUGUAUAGCAAUAUGUUUCUUGUUAAUUGCGAACAACUCAACGCGAUCACCAAUGACUACAAUAAAACCCUAGACCUUUGCUUUAGCAACACAACUAUCAAAGUCACCAGAGGAGAUCCUCUCAUUUAUGAAGACAAACAUCACCCGAAUUUAAACAUCAGGGUGGAUACUCUAGCUAAUUUAAAAGAAAGCAAGUCGCCAAAAUAUAUUUUUAAGAACGCAAAUUACUUGGAUUUAAAUGGAUUUUUUCUAACUUGCAAUUGGAUUGAAUUAUAUAAGCUAGAGUCAAUAGAUGAUAAAGUAGACUGGUUCUACAACGUUAUAAAUGAGGG
Messenger RNA from Bactrocera oleae (olive fruit fly), 1510 nucleotides. The record is from RefSeq and is a predicted model, not a curated record. Lineage: Eukaryota; Metazoa; Arthropoda; Insecta; Diptera; Tephritidae.